Molecule: messenger RNA, 453 nt
Organism: Sitophilus oryzae (rice weevil)
Lineage: Eukaryota; Metazoa; Arthropoda; Insecta; Coleoptera; Curculionidae
Exons: 1
Coding region: 1-453 (150 amino acids)
Source: RefSeq, a predicted model, not a curated record
AUGAAUGCAGAAAUCUCUAACUUCGAACCAAAUUCUGACAUCAUCUUCAAAGCCUAUGGAUCAAAUGCACCUCUACAAGCAAUGGGGUAUUUCUCAGCGACCCUUAACAUCUGUAAGGUUAGCUCUCAUGAAAAAUUUUAUAUAAUAAAAGGGGGUAAAAUAUCACUCAUCGGGAAGGAAACUGUAAUAAAAUUAGGUCUUUUGAAACUUAAUUUAGCUAUUAACAGCAUAACCAAUGAUGGCAAACUAACAAAAUUAGCAGCAAUAAAGGGUAUAGAAGUCGAUAUACCAAUAGACAAAAAAAUCCAGCCAGUAAGUCAACCACUCAGACGCACACCAAUCCCCCUCGAAGAAGCAGUGGAUAAAAAGCUAGACGCACUAUUGGAAAGUGAUGUAAUUGAACCUGUCAAAAAUCACACGGGCUGGGUAUCCCCCAUGGUCAUCAUCUGUUAA